CAGCUUCCUGUAUGGGAGAGAAGGGUGGGGAUAGCUGCCUGCAAGUGCGCAAGCGCAUGGUGUCGGCUGAUUGGUGGCUGUUGUCACAUGAGACGACAGCAGGAAGUUGGUCGCCGCGUUAGUGAAUUCCAAACAGUAAGGGUUAUUUGGAUUCAGCAAAAGCAGGAUAAAAUGUCACUACUCAUUUGUUGUAAAUCAGAAUUUUCCAUAAUUUGAGGACUUCGGUGCAGCUGGACAAAUGAGCUUGCGUGCUUUGUGGAUUAUUUCUCACGAGAAGGGAGAAAAUGUGUCCAUACGCUUUUCAAGGAGGUUCUCCACUGUGGAGCACCGUGCAAAGCGCCUGGCAGGUUCCUCAUAUGUAGCGGUCCCGGAGGAAAGCACUGUGCUGCAGCUCCUGCUCACUGAGCUGGGUCUUUCAGACUCAGACAAGUCUUAUGUGGCUCUCAGAGAUGAUUGCCUUCAUCGCCAGCGGUCACCAGCUCUGGAGCUGCAUGUGGAUGGUCCCGGAAAGGGAAUACUGUGGCCGGUGUUGGCCAUCUCACAGGGGCCUCUUAUCCUGGCUUGCCUUUCUUUAGUGGAUGCCCCUCCUGAGCCGCGGCCACCCCUGGCCAACCUGCUGUCCGUCUCACAGGGUCUCAUGUUCCUGGCAGGCCUGCAGACCUUUCUCCUCGGCUCAGGGAGUAAGCCUGAUAGUGAGGGGUUGGCCUCUCGCCUGGCGGUGCUGCCCUCUGUACUCCUGCAGGUUUGUCCACUUGGCACACCCCUGGAUGUGCCAGGACUGGGGGCGUCUGCUAUGUCCACAGUUCCCACACCUGCUGGGAACCAGAAGCAGCCGGCCUGGAAGACAGGGCUCCACCGCGGUCGGGCUGUUGUGAAUGUAGCGCUGAAAGAAACAGUACGCUCCAUGCAGUAUGGUAACCGGAACAGACAGGAUCUCUGGGAUGUUUACGGCACGGUGACGUGCAAAUGUGAAGUGGAGGGGGUGCUCCCAAAUGUGACAGUGACCCUUGCACUGCCACCAAAUGGUUCUCCACUGCAAGACAUCCUGGUCCAUCCCUGUGUCACCUCACUGGAUUCUAGUAUCCUGACUGCCAGCAGCAUAGAUAACUGUGAUGGCUCCGCUUUCUCUGGGCCGUAUAAGUUCCCCUUCUCUCCUCCUCUGGAGACUUUCAGACUAUGCAGUUACACAUCUCAGGUUCCUGUUCCCCCCAUCCUUGGAUCUUAUCAGCUGAAGGAAGAAGAGAACCAGCUGCGUGUGUCAGUAACCCUCAAACUUCACGAAAGUGUGAAGAAUAGCUUUGAGUACUGUGAAGCACACCUGCCAUUCUUUAACAGGGAUCAGAUGGGUUUUGUGGAUUUGAAGGUGAGCUCCGGACAGCUGGAUGUUUCAAAGGAGAAGAACCUGCUGGUCUGGACCCUGGGUCAAAAGUUCCCUAAGUCUCGUGAGGUCACGAUGGAUGGCAGGAUCACCUUUUCUGGGCCAACACCAGGACCUACUGACCCCCUCUGCACAGAACUUACGGCCUACAUCAAAUUGUAUUUCAAGGUUCCUGACAUGACGCUGUCUGGAUGCUGCGUGGACCAGCACUCAGUGCAGGUUUAUUCCUCUGCCAAACCACGGAUUGUAACAUCCCGAGAACUUCAGUCCAAAGAGUACUGCAUAUGGAACUCAACAGGUAUUGCUCCGGUGUCCUCUGGGCAGAUGAUGCUGUAGCUUGGUGGAAAGGUGCACAGUUCAUGUAUCGUAUAGUUAUGGGACUGAGGACCCUGACAAGCAUAUUCAUUGAUCCAGACUGGAUAUGUGACCCCACUGAAUUCAUUUGUUACUAUCUUGUUUUUCCCACAGUGUUCACAAAUGUCACCAGUCAAAAUGUUUUUUUAGAUUUUACAUGUUAUCUACUAUUCACAUGUAGAGGACAAAGUAAUUUUUGCUUUCACUCAGGAAAGAUCACAGUGUGCAAACUUUGACUGACAGCGUUACUGAUUUGGUUUUUUUUGUUUUUUUUCAUGGAUGGCUACUUAAAAAAAAAAAAAAAAAAACCUGCCCCUGUAGUCCCCACUUCUUUUAUCCCUCAACUUUCACCCUCCCUCAAAUUUAUCCCAUUGGAGACACAAGGGCCACCCCUUGCUCUGACAGUCCCACUUCAGUGACUCUCCAUCAGCCGGAUAAUUAGCAGCUGGGGCCUUGUCAUCAGCUGUUGUGGGCCUGGAGGAGAGGGGCGGCUGGGCUUUGAAAGGCCUUGCUACUCUGGCCAGUGUUUUGGCUACAAAAGGCUCCUCUUUUAGAGCUGGCAGGAGUCCUUGCCCCUACCAGUCACUCACCCCCACCUCUUUUGACCCCAUCCCCGCCCUGUCAACUAGUGGUUAGUUCAAACACACAACCUCUCCAAGCAGACUCAGAUUGAGCGCUGACCCUCUGGCCCUCUGAGACUUUAAAAGCAGCCGGUCCCAUUCAGCGAGCAGGACCUGCCUAAUUGGUGAAAAAGUCACAAGGACGGUAAUGGUUGGGUCGCCUCUUGAGCUUGCAGAGGUGCUUUAACUCAAUUAAUGUAGAACUUCAAGUAUUUGAUUUUGAUCUUUAUUGUUAUAACAAAUUGGUUAGGGUAACCCUCCCUUUACUUAAUUAUAUAGAAGUUAUUUGAAGAGAUGCAUUGACUAGACACUUUUCCACAGUUUACAGUCAUUUUACCUGAACUAUGAUGACUUUCAUACUAAGUCUGUUACAUUUCUGCUACAUAAGCUCUGCCUCAGUAUAUUAAGUUGAAUGAAUAACCAGUCGAUGAAGGGUUAAAUCAGAGGAGAUUGUGCCCCACUAUUCCACAGCAGCCAGACUCCUCUGAGUGCCCUCAUUGUCUGCUGUUGGCCUCUUGUGCCCCUUGCUGGUCCAAAAGCUACAUUCUCACGUGGAUUUCCACUCAGAAGGCUGACCAUGACCAAUCCUCUGUCAAUUGGAACCAAUUGCUCACACGGCAUCCUUCACCUUCUUUUUAUGUAGCAGUACGGAGCGGCAGACACCAAGACCUCUCGGCUCUCCCCCUCCAUGAUGAUUUGGCUGUAAGACCCAGUGUGUGUGGCUAGCGAACUGGAAAAGGAGAUGUUUUUUGAAGCGUCGGGCCACUCUAAAUCUCCUCAGUAUCCCAAUAUGCGGUCAGUCUGGCUCCUCAAGUCAGCAGUCACCGGCCUCUCACUGGCAGACUUUGCUUUGUUGAUUGAAUGGCUUGCUAAGUAGAUGGACUAAUUUUAAUGUGUUGCUCUGCUCCAAUACCUUCAGCCCAUACCUUUGGGGCCUUUAAUUCUGUUGUGCUUUUCAAAAUCAUUAAUUUAUUCCAUCAUUGUUUACUCUUGUAUACAUGCAUACGUGAAAGAGAUUAACACUUUUGUACAAUAAUCAUCAAAAUAAAAAUCACAUGAA
Molecule: messenger RNA, 3412 nt
Organism: Xiphias gladius (swordfish)
Lineage: Eukaryota; Metazoa; Chordata; Actinopteri; Istiophoriformes; Xiphiidae
Gene: ap5m1
Product: adaptor related protein complex 5 subunit mu 1
Exons: 8
Coding region: 239-1714 (491 amino acids)
Biological process (GO): endosomal transport
Cellular component (GO): late endosome; lysosome; AP-type membrane coat adaptor complex
Source: RefSeq, a predicted model, not a curated record